This is a messenger RNA of Naegleria lovaniensis, 420 nucleotides long. RefSeq lists its product as uncharacterized. NCBI's taxonomy places the organism in Eukaryota, Heterolobosea, Eutetramitea, Acrasida, Naegleriidae. Gene Ontology annotation, cellular component: mitochondrion. Gene Ontology annotation, molecular function: thiosulfate-cyanide sulfurtransferase activity. The transcript has a single exon. Bases 1 to 420 code for a protein of 139 amino acids. The record is from RefSeq and is a predicted model, not a curated record.
AUGCAACCCACCUCCUCCUUGCUCGAUCAACUCAAAAACCAUGGUAGUGCCGUUGCACUCCUUCUCCUUCUCAUGAUCAUCCUUGUGCUCUUUAAAAAAUUCAUUCUCGGUUCCACAGCAAGCGACGAUGAAAUUCGUCACUAUUUACGAGAAGGAGCUUUCAUUAUCGAUGUUCGGAGUCGAGGAGAAGUGUCAAGUUCUGGACUCUUUCCUGGAGCUGUGAAUAUUCCGAUGGGAGAGUUGUUGGAAUUUCCAAUUUCACAACAACCAUUACUUCCCCGCGAUCGAGAACAUUCGAAAAUUAUCGUGUAUUGUGCCUCGGGAAUGAGAAGUGCUUCGGUUCAAAAUACGUUGAAGGAGAUGGGAUUUCGAAAUGUGCUGAAUGGUGGUGGACUUUCGAAUAUGAUGAGAUUUAAAUAA